AUGGAACAGAAUACUGCAGUGACCGCCAAAAGAGUAUGGAGCAUUGUAAAAGCAGUUCUCUUCAUGAUGAGGAAAGGAAUUUUGUCCAAGAGAAAACUCAUGGUUGAUCUCAACAUGAAGCUUAAACGUGGCAAGAUCGCCGGCGCCAAAGCCAUCGGCAACCUCAUGUUCCACAACCACCACAACAACAACAACCGCCAGGUUUCAACAUCCUUCACGGCGGAGGCGCCAGCUGCAGCCGAUGAGUACGAGUUCAGCUGCAGCAACACCCCGAACUACAUUUUCCCUUUUAACCUCGCCGCCAAGAAGAAGAGCAACAACUACUACCAGCAUUUCUUCGCCUGCAGCCACGCGCCUCCCACCCUCGACGACGACAACGUGGCCACCAUGAACGCCGUAAAAGUUGCCUUGGAGAUGCUCAACAACAACAACAACAACAACAACGUGGUCGCAGCUUCUCCCAUGUUACCAGGGUUCGGACAAACUCCUUUGGCGAGGCAACUCAGAAUAACGGACUCGCCUUUUCCUUUGAGGGAUGUGGAUGAAGACAACGACUACGUGGACAAGGCUGCCGAGGAUUUCAUCAACAGAUUUUACAAGGAUUUGAAGCUGCAAAAUAAUAGAAUGGCUGAGUUAUAA
Hibiscus syriacus is the source of this 639-nucleotide messenger RNA. RefSeq lists its product as uncharacterized. The transcript has a single exon. The record is from RefSeq and is a predicted model, not a curated record. NCBI's taxonomy places the organism in Eukaryota, Viridiplantae, Streptophyta, Magnoliopsida, Malvales, Malvaceae. The coding region runs from base 1 to 639 and encodes 212 amino acids.